AGGGACACUCAGUCAGUAGGCUCCUACAGCUGGAGCAACAGCAGCAGUGUGAGGAUGGCCCGGCCCCUGGAGCAGGCAGUAGCUGCCAUCGUAUGCACCUUCCAGGAGUAUGCAGGGCGCUGUGGGGAUAAAUACAAGAUCUGCCAGUCGGAGCUCAAGGAGCUGUUGCAGAAGGAGCUGCCCACCUGGACCCCGAGUGAGUUCCGGGAGUGUGACUACAACAAAUUCAUGAGUGUUCUGGAUACCAACAAGGACUGCGAGGUGGACUUUGGGGAGUACGUGCGCUCACUUGCCAGCCUCUGUCUCUACUGCCACGAGUACUUCAAAGAGUGCCCCCCUGAACCCCCUUGCCCCCAGUAGCCUCUGAUCCAAAGCCUUGUGCUAUCACAGAAGGGCAGGGUCUGCUCCAGUGCACCAUCUUUGUCCCUGAGGUGGUCCUGGGUGUGUAGCUACAUCCUUCCUACUCUCUCUGUGGUACCCCUUUUAAUAUAGACUUGCCAAGUCCUUGAUGUGCUAACCCCAGCUACCCAUGAGCUUCUGAGGCUUUCUGAGUGAUGUCUAGCUAGUGAGGGGUGGAAUAGUAGCCAGCCUUUGCUGCUUCUCUUCUUGGAAGGGAAUAACAUGUCUGCUCUUACCUUGGAAGCUCAGAAUGUGCAUGCAAUUGGGACCGCUGUGUCAGGGGCCUCCUCAACUCCCAAUAAAGAAAUGUCAUCUUGGCUUA
Grammomys surdaster is the source of this 721-nucleotide messenger RNA. It is a transcript of the gene S100a3, whose product is annotated as S100 calcium binding protein A3. The transcript is spliced from 3 exons. Gene Ontology annotation, cellular component: cytoplasm. The record is from RefSeq and is a predicted model, not a curated record. The coding region runs from base 55 to 360 and encodes 101 amino acids. Lineage: Eukaryota; Metazoa; Chordata; Mammalia; Rodentia; Muridae. Gene Ontology annotation, molecular function: transition metal ion binding.